Messenger RNA from Durusdinium trenchii, 1364 nucleotides. NCBI's taxonomy places the organism in Eukaryota, Dinophyceae, Suessiales, Symbiodiniaceae. The record is from the annotation of a GenBank genome assembly.
AGCUACUGCGUGGCUCUGUAUUUGAGGAAGAGGCCCUUGGCUGUGGCCAAGAAGCCUGGACAUUUGGAAUAGACUCGUAGACUCGUAGUAUUUACAUCCAUCUUGGCGUGGCCCCAUGUCAACCGAACGUGUACUGCAGUCGCUGAAGUACACCAGGAUGUGCAAGUUUGUGAGCGCAGGUCGCUGUUGCCGUGGCAGCGCCUGUGAUUUUGCACAUUCCGUGGAUGAACUCCGGCCCACUCCGAACUUGGUCAGCACAAGGCUUUGCGCGCAGUUCUCAGCUACUGGGCGGUGUAGAUAUGGGAGAGUUUGUAAGUUUGCUCAUGGCAGUGGAGAGUUGCGAGAUGUGCCGGUCGAAGAAGGGAGCGAGAGGAGUGUGGACUUGGAGGGACAUCGAUUCUCAGACAGGCCUCGUGGUGGUCCAGCAUCAGAACCACCUGACUGUGGCAGCUUGAUGGAGCGUGGAGCUCGCGGAGCUCGUGGUCGGCCUGGCUCCGUGGCGGCGAGUGAGGACAUCUCCUAUUUCAACACACCCCCUGGACUGGGGGCAAGGCCAUCACUCGAAAUGGACGCGAAACGAGCCGCAUUGUUGAGAGAUACAUUUUGGGUGACUGAGCCUGCAGCAGAUGCCGUGCACAGUCACAGUGAUGUUGGCGCUGGGAGUGAGGCUUCUACCUCAUUCUCGCGGUUGAAUUCAAGCCUCGAGACAGACCGUUCAGGUCUAUCGGGCCCUUUGGGCUUGAGCCUUUGGUCCAACGAGGCGGUACAGCGGACAAGCAAAGUAAAAGUUUGGCUGUGAACUUGCUCCCGGAGGUUACCUGCUGUGAAGGCGUGUCACUGGUAUUUGCACAGCUGCCGCGGCUGCUCUGAAACGGUGCUUCCUGGAUGUGGUUGACACCAAUCAACCUACGUAUGUGCACAAUGUAGCAUGCGCGAUCCCUUUCGCUUAAAAAAAUCAAGUGUGUGUUGUUUCAUGCAUCCCGAUUGGUGCGGGCAAGCUGGGUACUGCAGGGCCAGAUUCCAUCGUUUUGAGAUUUGAGCCUAGUGACAAGUGAGGCUCAAGUUGUUGUUUCCGGUCCUGUCAAGCCAGUUUGGAAACCAUGUCAACAGCAUGUUACCGCAAGCAGUCAUUUGAACCUUGGUAUGGGCGUAGACCCAGCCAAAUCAGCCUUUGAACUGCACUUUGGUACUGAAGUUGGAUCAACAGUGGAAUGGAUUGAACUGGCGCGAGGGGUUUGUUGCGCCCCCACAGGAUCCAGACCUCAGUGCCAUUUGCAUAGGUGUCCAAAUGUUUGUCCGUCCUCCUUUAAAGUGUGAAGUAGUAUUUGAUAGCCUGGCCAUAAACUGCUCAUUUUUCACAGACC